Anopheles marshallii is the source of this 495-nucleotide messenger RNA. RefSeq names its product coactosin-like protein. Gene Ontology annotation, cellular component: site of polarized growth; cortical actin cytoskeleton; actin filament. Bases 4 to 495 code for a protein of 163 amino acids. The record is from RefSeq and is a predicted model, not a curated record. Gene Ontology annotation, biological process: regulation of actin filament polymerization. Gene Ontology annotation, molecular function: actin filament binding. Lineage: Eukaryota; Metazoa; Arthropoda; Insecta; Diptera; Culicidae. The transcript is spliced from 3 exons.
GCAAUGUCGGAUCCGGUUGAAGUAGAGCAAAUGUCUGAGACAAAGCCCCGUAAGAUGGCAUUACCAACUUCGCUCGAUAAGGAUGCGAUUCGCGAAGCGUAUGAGGACGUCCGCUCGAAUCUGAGCGAUCACGAGUGGGCCGUGUUUAAGUUUGACGGCUUAAAGAUUGUUUGCUCGGCCAAGGGCCAGGGCUUCGACGAGUUCUGCGGCGAGUUCCAUGAUGACGAGCGCGCGUUCGGUUACAUCCGGAUACAGAUGGGUGACGAGAUGUCGAAACGCAGCAAGUUCCUUUUCUUGACCUGGAUCGGACCGGAAGUGGGUGUUAUGCAGCGCGCCAAAAUGUCAACCGACAAAUCUAUCAUCAAGGAUGUGAUCAACAACUUUGCUGUGGAGCUGCAGGUGGAAACGAGCGUCGAUCUGGAUCUCGAGAUGUUUAAGGCGCACCUCAACAAAGCUGGCGGCGCUAACUACGGGACGGGUGUGCGGGAGCUGUAA